Messenger RNA from Capsicum annuum, 697 nucleotides. RefSeq names its product golgin subfamily A member 6-like protein 2. Lineage: Eukaryota; Viridiplantae; Streptophyta; Magnoliopsida; Solanales; Solanaceae. The annotation marks the transcript as partial. The transcript is spliced from 2 exons. The record is from RefSeq and is a predicted model, not a curated record.
AUGGGUGAAGGCCUAGGUUACAGUGAUGAUGUUUAUUCUAUUGGUAAGGACUUAGGUGGUUAUGGUGACGGUGUCUCUGUUGUUGGUAAGGACUUGGGUGAUGGUGGUGUUGCUGUUAGGGGUGAGAACUUAGGUGGUGGUGGUAGCGAUAUUUUUUCUAAUGAUGAGGACUUGGGUGAUGGUGGUGUUACUGCUAGGAGUGAGAACUUAGGUGGUUGUGGUAAUGUUUUUUCUUCUACUAGUAGGGACUUUGGUGAUGAUGGUGUUGCUGAGAGGGGUGAGUACUUAGGUGGUGGUGGUGGUAGUACUAGGAGUGAUGAUUUGGGUGGUGUUAAUGGAUUUGAAGAGGGCUUUGUACAAGCUGCAAUACCUCAUGAACAUACUGUUAGUAAAAACUUGAGUGGUGGUGGUACUGUAGCUAUGGGUGAAGGCCUAGGUUACAGUGAUGAUGUUUAUUCUAUUGGUAAGGACUUAGGUGGUUAUGGUGACGGUGUCUCUGUUGUUGGUAAGGACUUGGGUGAUGGUGGUGUUGCUGUUAGGGGUGAGAACUUAGGUGGUGGUGGUAGCGAUAUUUUUUCUAAUGAUGAGGACUUGGGUGAUGGUGGUGUUACUGCUAGGAGUGAGAACUUAGGUGGUUGUGGUAAUGUUUUUUCUUCUACUAGUAGGGACUUUGGUGAUGAUGGUGUUGCUGAGAGGG